AUGGCGAGCGCGGCGACGGGACCGAACGUCGUUCCACCCGUGGUGAAGGAGGGGUCGACGGACGUCGGGUCGACCGAGGGGCAGAAGGCGCCCGAGGUCGAAGAGAACAUCGUCGAGGAGGGCGGCCUCUCGGAGCCGCUGAAGGAGCGCCGGUCCAAGGCCGCUAGGGACCGAGCCCCGCCUAGUGACGCCGACACGCGGGCGGGCGAGGUGCCGUCGACUGAGGCGGUGAUGCAAGCGGAAGAGGCGACCGAGUCACGCCAUCCGCCGCCUUCUACCUUGACUUUCACCGAGCUCCACACGGCGCUUGGUGAAGCACACGUGGCGGAGGUUAAGCGAUUGACCGCGCUCGUGGAGGAGGCGGCGCAGAAGAACCGGAAGCUGAUUGCUCUGGGCAAGGCGCAGGCAAAGGCUCUUGCCGAGGCUCGGGAAGGAUUCGUCAAGGAAUCUUUCUACCGUGAAGCCGAAUUCCGGGCGCAGCAGGCCGAAGAGGCCCGGAAAAGGGCAAAAGCGGAGGUGGCGGAAUUGACGAAGGUCCUGGAGCAGAAGGGCCGGGAACUGGAAGACGUCAUCGCCGAGUACAAGGUAAAGCUGGAGGCUGCGACUGAUGCGCGGGACUCCACGGCGAAUCCGCGGGAAUGCUCGUCGACCGCGACGGCGCGUAUCAUCGCUCUGUGCGGGGAGAUAUCGGCCGCGCUCCGGUACUCGAGUCCGCGGGAGGUGAUUCCGCGGGACACGCCGUCCGUCUUCGGGGCCGUGUCCAACAUUCCGGCCGUUGUUGACCGGCUCGCCGCUCCUCCUGCCGUGUUGGCAUUACCAUGGCUCUGA
Molecule: messenger RNA, 828 nt
Organism: Lolium perenne
Lineage: Eukaryota; Viridiplantae; Streptophyta; Magnoliopsida; Poales; Poaceae
Source: RefSeq, a predicted model, not a curated record